Geodia barretti is the source of this 327-nucleotide messenger RNA. The record is from the annotation of a GenBank genome assembly. NCBI's taxonomy places the organism in Eukaryota, Metazoa, Porifera, Demospongiae, Tetractinellida, Geodiidae.
CCUGUCAAGUUUCCCAUACUCAGCCUCACCAACUGCUGGAGCAACUGUAGCAGUCUUCUUGCCACUGUGGUCCAGCUUCCCAUAGUGAGCUGGUUCCUCAGCACCACCACGCUGUGUGGAGUACAAUAGCAGUAUUAUUGUAAUGCAUAGAUCCAGGGAUGACUUCACAAAGGGUGGUGUCCAAAAGACAAUGCAUAUGGAGGAACUGCCUGAUCGCCAAGCCAAAUUCCACCACUGCCAAUACACAGUGUACUCUGCACUUACACACAGUAUAGUAUGAAUACCACCAAUAAGAGCACUGCAUGCAUGAACAGUAUACAGUUUGUA